CGGGGUGUCGGGGCAGGCGUCGUCCCUCGGCGGUCUGCGCCUGGCGCCGUGAGCAGUCCCGUCCCUUCGCCAGAGAAAUCCAACUUCUUGGAUGUCCUGUGGAGAGAGAAAGCUUUGGCAUGGAUUAUACAUUCACUUUUUUUUUCUUUUUCUACAACCUAAGGCAACAAUGUGUGCUACGUCUGAUAGAAGAAUUAAUUGUGGAAAAAAUCAAAUGGCUAUGUCACUUUAAGAAGCUGAUUUAAGAAUGUUUGUAUUUCAUGCCAAUAAUCCACAGCUGGGAAAGAUUAGUAGCCCAGUAGUCAAACAGAAUUUUUUUCCCCCUUGUUCAAAAAGAACAAGUAACAAACAUAUAUUUGCUGUCUGUUUCCUGAUUAUUCAGCAUUGAAUCUUUUUUUAUACUGAAAUCAUGAUGUGAUGAGUGGUAGAAUCUCCCCCUAGCAAACAUCCAACAACUGAAGACUGUGUGUCAAGAUGACCUCUGAGGAAAUGACAGCUUCUGUUCUUGUGUCUAUGGUACAGGGUAAAGUGAUACCUGCUCAGUCAGCUGGAGAUGAAAAUAGUGAAAAUGCUUUGAACACCAGUGUUAUAAAAAGACAUACUGCCAGUCCAAGAAGGCAAACUGCACACACACUUUCAUACUUGCAUAGACUUGAAGAAGAAAAUCUUCAGGGUGCUCUGCCCAAAAUAUUCUCUCUGGCAAAUGAAGAAAUGACUGAUGACAACAGUAAUGAGAACUUCUGGAAGAAAAACAGUUCCAUCCCUGAUUCAAUGGAAUUUGUUAAUAUUAACUAUAACGUUGUACAGAAAAACUAUAAAAGCAGUAUUCCGUGCAGCCAGUUAUAUAAAUCAUGUGAUUCUUUAGUAGGGGGAGAUACAUGCCUGAAAACUGGAAUUCCUGUUUCACUGGAAAGAGCCAUGCUUGCUGAAAUUCAGUUGAAAAUGGAUGGACCUUCAUUAAGAAGCCAGUCAGCAGUAAAUAAGAAUGAAGCUAAGGAGACUGAUAAGGUAGCCCUUUUUCACUUUCAUUGUGCUAGUGAAAGAAAUAUAUCAAAGACUUUGUGCAAUUUACACAACAGCUUCAUUUUGGAUAACUGCUUGCAGCCAGUAAGUACUAAUGAUGGAACCACCACUGGUUCUACAGCCUGCACUUGCAGAUUAAUGGAGUUGACAAAUAACUGUGAGAAUGGAAAUGGGCAACAAUUGUAUGAUGGUUGUGACACUUUAAGGGAUAAGUAUUUAUGUCUGGAAAGAGCAGCAAGAAAGGUUAAAGUGGCAUGCUCAGGUCACAGCUUCUGUGGAAAUAACUUUACUGGAAGAAUGCCCUCAAAGCUCUUUCUGAGCCAUUUUGAAGACUGCAGUGAUAACUAUGAGGAAGAGCUGGAGGAAGAUUUUUUUAGAAACAAAAAGGAACGUUCCACUUUAUUAAUAAGACGCUUUUGUAAAAAUGAUAAGGAGGUUAAAAAAUCAGUUUAUGCUGGAACGAGAGCAAUUGUUAGGGCUUUACCUUCAGGGCACAUAGGAACUGUGUCUUGGAAUUAUGUUGAGCAAAAGAGAAACAGCAGUGGCUUGAAGCAUUGUAGGAUUACAACACAACAACUAACUAUAAUUCAGUCCUUAAUAAAAUCGGAAUUUAAUUCCUUUCUUCAGAAGUCUUUAUGGUAUGAGAUCUUCAGUACAGUGAGAGAAGAAGAAGGAGCAGAAGAUGUUUUUGAAUAUUUUCCUCGUCUUCUGAGGAAGCUCCCAACUUUAGAUGCAGACUGUAUAUGCAAAGGUGUUGGUUUUUGUGUAAAACCAUGCGUAACAGAUGCUUACUGUCAAUAUCGUGCCACUUUACAGAGGACUGCUCUCUCUAACUAUAUAACUGGUGCUUUGCUGGAAGCGACGACAUCAUUAGGAGCAAGAAGUGGUCUUCUAAACAUCUUUGGAGGAUCAACUGGAAGAACAAUGCUUAAAGAACGUCAGGUGUGUACAUCUAUGGCUGGUUCCAGUGUCCUUCCUUCCAAUGUGGCUGGUAUCAGUAAAGAGCUGAUUGAACUACAGCACCUCAUUCAGUUCCCAGAGGAGGUUGCCAGCAUACUGACCGAGCAGGAGCAGGAGCUGUACCGGAAAGUCCUACCUAUUGACUACCUCUGCUUUUUAACCAGGGACUUGGGUAACGCUGAAUGUCAAAGCAAGCUUCCGAGUAUUCAAGCUUCCAUAUCUGCUACUAUUCUUUCUUCUCAGAAUGAUGAACAUAAUGCUGUAGAAGAUCUUGUGACAAGAUUUAAUGAGGUGAGCUCAUGGGUUACCUGGCUGAUCCUGACUGCAGGUUCUAUGGAGGAGAAACGAGAAGUCUUCUCAUAUUUAGUACAUGUGGCAAAAUGCUGCUGGAAUAUGGGCAACUACAAUGCUGUAAUGGAAUUUUUGGCAGGGCUAAGGUCAAGAAAAGUUUUAAAAAUGUGGCAAUUCAUGGACCAGUCUGAUAUUGAAUCUAUGAGAAGUCUGAAAGAUGCUAUGGCGCAACAUGAGUCAUCAUCUGAAUACAGGAAAGUGGUAAAUCGGGCACUCAAUAUUCCAGGCUGUAAGGUAGUUCCUUUCUGUGGUGUAUUUUUAAAAGAGCUCUGUGAAGUUCUGGAUGGAGCAUCAAGCCUCAUCAGACUCUGUCCACGAUAUAACUCCCAGGAUGAAACACUAGAGUUUGUUUCAGAUUACAGUGGACAAGAUAAUUUCUUGCAGAGAGUGGGCCAAGAUGGAUUAAAUAAUCCAGAAAAAGAAUCAACAGCAAACAAUAUAUUUCAAACUAUUCGGAGUUGUAAUCGCAGUUUGGAAUCUGAAGAGGGUGAAGAUAAUUUCAGUGAAGGGAGUGAUUCAAGAAAAAACUCUUUGAAGGACAGAAACCGGUACCAAUUUAUAAUUGGAGAUCUUUCGGAUUCCGAAAGUGAUAUAUUUGAGCAGUUGAAGGAGUGGGACACAAAUUCAGCUGAAGAGCAACAGAAAGCUUUUUGUCAUGGGAUAGAACUCAUUCCUUGGUAUGUGUUAUCAAUCAGAGCUGAUGUCCACCAGUUCAUGCUGCAAGGGGCAACUGUCAUUCAUUAUGACCAGGAGACACAUCUCUCAGCACGUUGUUUUCUUCAGCUUCAGCCUGACAAUAGUACUUUGACUUGGACAAAACCCACAACAGUUUGCCCUGCAAAUACUAAAGCAAAACUGAGUGUGGCAAGUAGUACUCCUGAGCUUGGUAAAUAUCAGUUUCUUGGCAAUACUGGACUAAAUGGAUUGGUGGAAGGUUUUUUGGAUUUGUUUUCAGCAAAGGCUGUAUAUAUGGGACACCCUGGCAUUGAUAUGCACACUGUGUGUGUUCAAAAUAAACUGUGUAAUAUGUCUCUUGAAGAAAAUGGUAUAACACUACUUUACGGACUUCACACUACUGAUAAUAAGUUGCUGCACUUUGUUGCUCCAAAAUACACUGCCAGAAUGCUAUAUGAUGGAUUGCUGGAAUUGUCUAAAGCUGUAAGAAAAAUGAGGCGCUUCCCUGAUCAAAGACUACAGUGGCUACGGAAACAGUAUGUCAGCCUUUACCAGGAGGAUGGAAGAUUUGAAGGCCCAACCUUGGCUCAGGCUGUUGAACUGUUUGGAGGCAGGCGAUGGAGUGCAAGAAACACAAGUGCAGGAACCCUUACCAAAAGCACUGAGAAACCUACUGUACAGAGAAACAACACUCUGGGAAUAAGCACAGCCAAGAAAAAGAAGAAAGUACUUAUGAGGGGUGAAAGUGGAGAAGCCACAGAUGAUGAAAUGGCAACUCGGAAGGCAAAAAGCUGUAAGGAAUAUCGUAAUAGAAGUGGUUCAGAUCCUCAAGAUAUUGAUGAACAAGAAGAAUCAGAUCAGAAUAUUAUUAUUAAUGCUUCUCCAUCUAACACCUUGUCAUCAAGAAGAGCUUACUCUCUGACAGCAUCUGCAUCUCCUAAUUUAGCAGCUGCAACAUCUUCACCAGCAAGACCAGUCUCCUCUCCUGUAAUAUGUUCAAGCAAGAAUCAGUCUAACACACGGAGCAGCAGUAGCUGGCAUGGCCGAGUUAAAGGAGGAAUGAAGGGGUUUCAGAACUUCAUGGUUUCUGAUAGUAACAUGACUUUUGUGGAAUUCGUAGAACUUUUCAAAUCUUUCAGUGUUCGCAGCCGGAAGGAUCUUAAAGACCUUUUUGAUGUCUAUGCAGUACCGUGCAAUCGAUCUGGGCUAGAGCCUACUCCACUUUAUACUAACUUGAAGAUCGAUGAAAAUAGCAGCGGAUUCCAGCCUGAUUUAGAUUUGUUGACUAGGAAUGUUUCAGACCUUGGUUUGUUCAUUAAGAGUAGGCAGCAGCUAUCAGAUAAUCAGAGGCAAAUAUCUGAUGCUAUUGCUGCUGCCAGUAUUGUAACUAAUGGUACUGGAGUUGAGAGCACAUCACUGGGAGUAUUUGGAGUGGGCAUCCAGCAGCUAAAUGACUUCUUAGUGAACUGCCAAGGAGAACACUGCACUUACGAUGAAAUCCUCAGUAUUAUCCAGAAAUUUGAACCCAGUGUGAAUAUGUGUCAGCAAGGGCUACUGUCUUUUGAAGGAUUUGCAAGAUUUUUGAUGGAUAAAGACAACUUUGCCUCCAAAAACGAUGAGUCACAAGAGAAUGCUGAGGAAUUGCAGUUUCCACUGUCAUAUUAUUACAUUGAAUCUUCACACAAUACUUACCUUACUGGCCAUCAGCUUAAAGGGGAAUCCUCGGUAGAGCUCUACAGCCAGGUUCUCUUACAAGGCUGCAGAAGUGUAGAAUUAGACUGCUGGGACGGCGAUGAUGGGAUGCCUAUCAUUUAUCACGGGCACACUCUUACUACUAAGAUCUCUUUUAAGGAGGUAGUUGAAGCGAUCAAUCGCAAUGCCUUUAUCACCUCUGACAUGCCAAUUAUCAUAUCCAUAGAAAACCACUGUUCUUUGCCUCAGCAGCGCAAGAUGGCUGAAAUUUUCAAGAGUGUAUUUGGAGAUAAGCUGGUAACAAAGUUUUUAUUUGAGAGUGACUUUUCUGAUGAUCCCAUGCUUCCUUCACCUGGCCAAUUGAAAAGAAAAAUCCUGCUUAAAAACAAGAAGCUAAAAGCUCAUCAGACACCAGUGGAUAUACUGAAACAAAAGGCUCAUCAGCUGGCACAUAUGCAAGCACAGGCUAGCAAUGGUGGUACUGCUAGCAAUCCCACAUCUACCAAUGAAGAGGAAGAAGAUGAAGAGGAUGAAUAUGACUAUGACUAUGAAUCUCUCUCAGAUGAUAACAUUCUUGAAGACCGACCUGAGAGUAAAUUAUCAAGUGAUAAGCUGCAGUUUGAAUAUAAUGAAGAGACUGCCAAAAGAAUAAAGAAAGCUGAUUGUGCUACUUACAGUAAUAAAGGAAAGGUUUAUGAUAUGGAACUGGAUGAAGAAUUUUAUCUUCCACAGAAUAAGAAGGAAAGCAGACAGAUAGCCCCAGAGCUAUCAGAUCUGGUCAUAUACUGUCAAGCUGUAAAGUUUCCAGGCUUGUCAACUCUAAACCCAUCUGGCUCUAGCAGAGGAAAAGAAAGGAAAAGCAGGAAGUCCAUUUUUGGCAACAGUCCUGGCAGACUAAGCCCUGGGGAGCCAGCAACUCUUGCCAGAGCAUCUGGAAAAGGUCCUUUUGAUGUGAUGCGGCAGACGUGGGAAGAUCCUUGUUCUUUUAAUUCACCAGCUUCUCUCAGUGCCAUCAUAAGGACACCUAAAUGCUACCAUAUCUCCUCACUGAAUGAGAACGCUGCCAAGCGGCUGUGCCGACGGUAUUCUCAGAAACUGAUUCAGCACACCACCUGUCAGCUGCUGAGAAUGUACCCUGCUGCCACACGCAUCGACUCUUCAAAUCCCCAUCCCCUUAUCUUCUGGCUCCAUGGCGUACAGCUCGUGGCUCUUAACUACCAAACUGAUGAUCUUCCUCUGCAACUUAAUGCAGCAAUGUUUGAAGCUAAUGGUGGCUGCGGAUAUGUUUUGAAACCUCCUGUUCUGUGGGAUAAAAGCUGUUCAAUGUACCAGCAAUUUUGUCCACUAGAAAGAGAUCUUGAUAACAAGGAACCAGCUAUAUAUUCUUUAACAAUUGUGUCUGGACAGAAUGUUUGUCCUAGCAAUAGCACAGGAAGUCCAUGCAUUGAAAUUGAUGUCCUUGGGAUGCCUCUGGAUAGCUGCCACUUCCGCACUAAACCCAUUCAUCGCAACACUCUCAACCCUAUGUGGAAUGAACAGUUUCUUUUCCGGGUUCACUUUGAGGAUAUAGUCUUUCUUCGAUUUGCAGUUGUUGAAAAUAACAGCUCAGCUGUAACAGCUCAAAGAAUCAUUCCACUAAAGGCUCUAAAGAGAGGCUACAGACAUGUCCAGCUACAUAAUCUGCACAAUGAAACAUUAGAAAUUUCAAGCUUGUUCAUAAACAGUCGGCGAAUGGAAGAAAGUCCAUCUGGAAACACUCUACCUGCAUCUAUGUUGUUCAGCACAGCCGAAAGGAGAGCUGCUGUGGCUUACAAAGUGACCAUUCAUGGGAUUCCAGGCCCUGAGCCUUUUACUGUCUUUACUAUAAGUGGGGGGACUACGGCUGCACAGCUUCUUCAUCAGCUCUUGGCUACCAAAGGCACUGAGUCAUGUGCCACAGACUAUUUUCUGAUGGAAGAGAAAAGCUUUAUAUCUAAAGAAAAGAAUGAAUGCAGAAAACCGCCAUUCCAGAGAGUAAUUGGUCCUGAAGAAGGGCUAGUGCAGCUUUUGAACAGCUGGUUCCCAGAAGAAGGAUAUGUUGGAAGAAUUAUCUUUAAAACCCGAGAGGAAAAUUUAAAUGAGAGAAACUUCUUUCAAGAAACAAAGGAAGAUGCAACCAUCAGCUCUGAGGAUGACAGUUUCUUUGUUCAGGUACAUGAUGUUUCCCCGGAGCAACCACGCACUGUCAUCAAAGCUCCCCGCUUUAGCACAGCUCAGGACGUCAUACAGCAGACUCUUUGCAAAGCUAAGUACUCUUACAGCAUUUUGAGCAAUCCCAAUCCAAAUGAUUAUGUCCUGUUGGAAGAGGUGACAAAAGAGCCAGCAAACAAAAAGUCCUCAACGUCUAAACCAUCUCAGAGGAUUCUCUCGGAUCAAGAGUGUGUGUUUCAGGCCCAAAGCAAGUGGAAGGGAGCAGGAAAGUUUAUCCUUAAGCUCAAAGAACAAGUUCAGGCAGCACGAGAUGACAAAAGAAAAGGCAUUUCCUUUGCCAGUGAACUCAAGAGGUUAACCAAGUCAAGUAAACAGUAUCGGGGAUUUGUAUCACCACCUCUGCAGGUCUUGCCAGACAGUCCACAGGGCAAGGAUGAAAGGUCUGCAUGCAGUCUCACUUUUAGUGACAUAAUGGAGUAAUAUCCACCACUGCCUAUGUACGGUCUGUUCAGGUUACUAUAAAGACCUAUCAUAAAAAAAAAACUGAAUUCAAGGAAAGCAAAGUAAAUCAUGGAAAGAUCCCAGAACAUUCCCUCUUCUUCUGCAUUUGUUCUUUUAUUUUGUUGAGAACUGGAAUUUACAUCACUGAAGCCUUCUACAGUGUCCUUGGAGAAACCUGCUGCGGUCUGAACUGGUCAGUAAUUGUGUGGCCUGUGCUACAGAAGCUCAACGCUGACACUGCUUCUGGAGUAACACACUCGCUCUGGGAAUGCCGAGUGGGAUGGUGUAGAUUGGAAAGGUGCCCGUCACCUAUCGGAAGAUUCCCUUCUUCCCAUUUAUUUUCACAUCUGCAGAUUCUCAAUAGGCAGAUGAAGCAGUUUUCCUGGACUGUAUGUUAUAAACAAACAUGUCCUGCCACCCCGCCUUUUUGUUUUAAACAAAAGAUAAUUUUAACUAGUUGCCUUAAGGGAAACUGAAUGCAGAGAACUAGAACCAGAGUGUUACGUGUAUUAUAUUAAAAUAAUGCACUUUUACCUAAAGAUUCCUGUUAAACACUGUGUUAAGUGAUUGUAAAGAGAUUUAAAUAUAUUGUAACUUUCCUGGUAUAUCAGUUUAACUUUGGUGAAUAUACACAAAAUGAUCAAAUUAUUUAUGGUUUAUCUACUUUAACAAAAUAAUGUACAAUAAUACCUAAAUACACCUAACUGGUAGUGAUCCUUUGACAAGGAACAGUAUUUUCUUCUUAUAAAUUUUAGUUUUCCAGACUUAUGUUUAAAGAAAGAAAGAAUAUUUAUUAUCAUGUUCCAAAGUCCUGUUGUAUAAUAUAUUUAUCAUAUACUACUUUUUAGAAACUGCAGAAUUUUCACCUCUCUCUGGCUUUAGAGGAAAAAAAUAUAUAAACUUUUCAGGUUGUUUCUUUUCAGCCAAAAAGUUAAUAUCUGAAACUGACCAAACUUAAAACAGUAAAAACAGUGUACUGAAAAAUGUAAUUAACAUUUCAAAUUCAAAGUACAUUUUUUGAUAAAUCAGAAAAUGUCUAUAGCUUUUUUUUUCUUUUUUUUUUUUUUUCCUGACUUGCCUCUCAAACCCAGAGAGUAUACGGAACUCUUACACUAUAACUCCUGAAGUUUUUGUUUACAUAGAAACACUGUUGUAAAGUUUUAUACAUGUUUGCUGAAUUUGUCUUUGGAAGUUUAAAUUAGUUAUGGCUGUCUUUUUUUUCCCCCCUCCAUGGGAGUUAUUGUUGUACUUAGUUAUUUAAAACAACCCAUACCAUUCCCCUCUGACUUCCCACAUGAACUGUAUCUAUCUGUGGUGAAUACAUUGCUCAACACAUGUUUUGUCUCCCUGUGAAACACCCUGAACAAAGCAUUUCAGUCACCUGGUGCAAGUAAAUGAAGUAGUUCCUGAAUAUAGGGAGUGACUCAGGCAAUCAGCAAUUCCACAGGAGCAUCAGCACUCAAGCACAAACAGCUGCUGCUGCCAGGGGAGAAGCUGCAUCAGGCAAAGGAUAGAAAAGCAAUGCGUUCAAAACGUUUUCUUUCGCUAGUCAGUGCAAGGAGAACAGGGAAACAAGUCACAGACAGUAGUCCUGUGACAGCCAAAUAAACAGAGAAAUAAUUACCGAAUAAUAAUAAUAAUAAUAAAAGAAAGCAAAGUUGUUAAUUGAUUUAUAAACAAGCAGGCAGAGCCUACAUUGUAUCACCAGAAACUAUGAAGUCUUCAAGUACAUGCUAGGGAAAUUCAUACAAGGUAAUCGUUACCAAAGCAGAAAGUGCCCCCUUGAGGUCAUUUCCAGCUUUCAAGAAAAACAACCACAGACUCUUAAGAAAAAUAAAAAAAUCAAAUCUCCUUGUGGCAUAUUGUGGAGGCCAUGCACUUCCCACUGCUAAUCUUCAGUACCAAUGGAGCAAAACAACAUUUUGCAAUUCAACAGUCAUUUUCCCACUCACAAAAACCCCCCAGCCACCUUCCAGCUCAUUCAUAAUACUGUAAUAAGGAAAGGACAGCUGUAGUUAAGUUACAUUGUGUAAAGCAGCUCUGAUACUAACCUGAAAUCUAGCUGCAAUUUGAAAAGCAAGUUUGUACUAUUUCCGCUAAUACAAUAAUUUUCUAGUUGCAGAAACAGUUUAUUAAUAGAGGUACCUGACAUCAGUCAAGGUAGCUGCUUUUGUUGUUUAUCACAGUGAAAGGAAACUAUUUGGCUUUACAGGCAUUUAGAGGUUUGUAUGGCUAAUUAUACUGUUCAAGUAUUUUCAUUAAUGUGCGUAUAUUAGUUAAUCAGUUUCAGAAAGAUUCUAGAUAUUGGUAAACAUCAGAGUAAAUUCUUUUUUGUUGGUGGCAUGCGGUUCAUUAUUGGUAAAGUUAGAAAGGAUUGCAGUAUCCAUUUGCAUCGGUUCCAAAUAUCCUAAAAAUGAAAAUACAACACUACUUAAAGCACUGAACAGAGGGGUUUUGUUAACGUUUGUGAAAGCCCAGUUAAACAGAUUUCAUGUGCUGAGUUAUUAUUCUAAUAGGAAAGUUUUAUCCUGCUUAUCCACAGAUUCUUAGGACAAGACUGACAAAGUAACUUUUGUGCCUUUCCAUACUUUUGGCUGGGCAUGGACAUCAAUUAUGAAAAAAAUACAUUCAUUUUUCACGCUACAAACUAUUUACAGGAAGCAGCGUCCAGGAUAAAGUUUGAAAGAAAGGAAUGUAAAUAAUCAACACCUUCCAGAAAUGUGCAGUCUCUGAGUGGUAGCAGGCCUCACUCCGAACAGUUUACAUGUGGAAAUCUCACACCCAGUUGCCUACGGGCCAUAGAGAAGUAUUUUAUUCUGUAUUAUUAUUUUCAAACCACUGUUUUCUACCAGUAUCUUGUAUUUCUCUGUGUAGCAUGUGCUGCAGUGCUCUGACUGCAUGGGACAAAACUUGGGCAGCUGUGGAUCCUGGCCCCACUGCAGCACUGUUCAGUUUUCAGGAACGGGAGGAUGCCAGGAGGUAAUCAGUAGAGUCCAAAGGGGUAUAUGGUUUUUUUAACUGUUAAAUUUGGGCUCACUAUGAUACAAAAAUACUGUUUCAUUUUUUAUUUUUAAAAUGUAGUCACUUUUUUAUCUUUAUUUCUGUGAAUAUUAAUAGAUGAAGUAUCUCAAUGGCCAUCUUUUGAAAGCAGUCUGCCUCUAGAGAUCAUUUUUUAAAGAAUUAAAGACUUUAAGAUGGAUGUUUCUAAAUACCUUAAAAACACAUCUUCUUAUAUUCAUAGUUUGCCUUUAAGAAAGAAGAACUUGCUGACAGAGUUACAUUCAGUAAAAGGCUGAUCUGCAGCUUCUGAAACUGAACUCUUCAUUCUGCUCUAGCUCUCCAUGCUGCUAAGCUUCAGCUAACAUUGUUUCUUCAUCACCUGGUGUUACUAGUCCACUAUAAAAUUCAGUUUACUUUCAGGGUAGCCCACUGAAUGUAACAAUGCUGGAGUUUUUUCUGACUGUGAUAAAUAUUUUCUAACUGCAAUAGUGCUAGAUGUUUGGCAAAAUUAGCAAAAUAAACACAAAAAUAAAUAGCAGUAAAUAGAUUUCUCUCCCAUACACAUAGGAUAUUUCAGAAUGACUUAAUAGUUGUGCAUGCCUCUUAAAGUAUGUCAAAGUAUUCUGACAAUGCAACAUCACUAUGUGCCAGUCUUCACAUUGUUUUGAAAUUAUGUAAAAUGUACAAUUUUAAAAGUGACUUUCCACCUGGAAUAUCUUCCUUCUGCUGACUUGAAGAAUAAACUUGUAUUUGUAUAUGUUGUAAAAAAAAAAAAUAAAUGGUUUUAAGAU
Messenger RNA from Rhea pennata, 11183 nucleotides. RefSeq names its product phospholipase C epsilon 1 (gene PLCE1). Bases 475 to 7371 code for a protein of 2298 amino acids. The transcript has 33 exons. Gene Ontology annotation, biological process: lipid metabolic process; small GTPase-mediated signal transduction; release of sequestered calcium ion into cytosol. The record is from RefSeq and is a predicted model, not a curated record. Gene Ontology annotation, molecular function: guanyl-nucleotide exchange factor activity; phosphatidylinositol-4,5-bisphosphate phospholipase C activity. NCBI's taxonomy places the organism in Eukaryota, Metazoa, Chordata, Aves, Rheiformes, Rheidae.